AUGCACACCCACCACCCACUUCCUUCGCCUUCGUCCUCUCAUCCACUCUGCCCCAUGCACACGCGUCCACUCGGCCACAACAACCCCUUCGACCGCUCCCUCACGAGCCCCUGCCGCCGCCGCACCCGCGCUUCGCCCUUGCGCACAGCGUGUCGCAAUCGUCACGCUACCCGUGCUUCAGCGCGUCGACGUGGAGGCCCUCCCCCAGCCCUAGUCCUGCCCCUCCCUGCCCGGCCCUUCCUGUCCCGCGCACCUGCGCGCACCCGGAAGCGGCUCCUCACGCCGCGUCUCUUCCCCUGCUCUCUCCGAGGAGGCGAGGGCACGACCACGCUCCCCGGUACCCCACCGCCCGACGCCUUCUUCUCCAAACACGCCCGCUCUACGCUGCGCACCGCCGCACACGCAUCGCACGAGCGCACCUCGUCCUCCGCCUCCGGCUACGCGCACCACCAUGUGGCCGGCGCUGCCAGAAGCACCACCUCGCCCGCGAAGCAGCGCUACGUCACGGACGCGCAUGGCCUCGAGAUCGUCAAAAAGAUCCGGCAGGGCGAGGUCGAGCUGCGCGAUCGCACCAUCGUCCUGUGCGGCAUCAAAGCCAACGUCCGUCCAGCUCGCUUUGCGUUGCAUGUUUUGUGUUGUCACAUUCGCGAUCGCUCAGUGUCGAGCUGA
Heterobasidion irregulare TC 32-1 is the source of this 669-nucleotide messenger RNA. RefSeq lists its product as uncharacterized. The record is from RefSeq and is a predicted model, not a curated record. The transcript has 2 exons. Bases 1 to 669 code for a protein of 222 amino acids. NCBI's taxonomy places the organism in Eukaryota, Fungi, Basidiomycota, Agaricomycetes, Russulales, Bondarzewiaceae.